Messenger RNA from Mya arenaria, 2506 nucleotides. RefSeq names its product cephalotocin receptor 1-like. The coding region runs from base 479 to 1699 and encodes 406 amino acids. The transcript is spliced from 3 exons. Gene Ontology annotation, molecular function: vasopressin receptor activity; peptide binding. The record is from RefSeq and is a predicted model, not a curated record. Gene Ontology annotation, cellular component: membrane. NCBI's taxonomy places the organism in Eukaryota, Metazoa, Mollusca, Bivalvia, Myida, Myidae. Gene Ontology annotation, biological process: G protein-coupled receptor signaling pathway.
GAAGGACGAGCAUUUAAGAUUCCGUCGAAACAGUUAUUGGUUAUUUACUGAAUUAAUAUAACCAAGCGAUUUUCUUCUUAUGGAAGAUGCAUUAUUGUAAUGGGUUUAUGGGGACGGGACGGCUUAUAGGAUGUGUUUAUGAAAAGAAGUAUUCUAAUAGAUGUUAUAAAAGCAUCGAUACAAAGAAUUAAAAGUUUAAGUGAAAAAUAACGUAAUUUUAAUUGAACGUCAAUUGCUCGGCAAAAAUGAAUUAAUGACGUAUAAAGUGCCGUUGACUUUCCUACAUCAGAAGGUGUCUGUUCUGCAUUAUUGAAACCUUUUAGGAUAUUGUUACUACUGUUCUGGGUGAUAAACAAUGUUAUUAAAGAAAAUAUUAUACGGGCUGAUAUUUUGACUUGUGGGCUGGAUAUAAUAAUUGUAAUAUAUCAGUGUAUCAGGAUGUAGAUAGUGUUAUGAAUUUUCUCUGUGGUUGGCAACUAUGAAUACAACACGUUCAAUCAUUGUCGGCUCGAGCGACGAGGGUCUUUAUUGGCUAAACAACGAUACGAGCGAAAUCGUUGACAAGCAAAUGGGCAUUGAAAAUGGAACUCUCAACACCAAUAUUACAGAUACCGGAAGGAAUGAAGGGCUAGCCCAAGCAGAAAUUGCUGUGUUAGGUGCAAUUUUAUGCAUGGCCUUACUGGGUAACUUGAUCGUUAUCGUUGUUCUUAUGUACAAGAAGAGGAAAUUAAGUCGAAUGCAAAUGUUCAUUAUUCACCUAGCGGUUGCUGAUAUUUCUGUAGCCCUUUUUCAGGUAUUGCCACAACUUGUGAUGGAUAUUACAUUUAAAUUUGAUGGAAACAAUUUUCUUUGUAAGCUUGUAAAGUACAUGCAAGUUGGAACAAUGUAUAGCUCCACCUACGUAUUAAUCAUGACCGCAUUAGACCGUUAUCUGGCUAUAUGUCAUCCGCUAAAUUCGCAGAUAUGGACAAGAAAGAGAGUACAUGUUAUGGCUGCAAUAGCAUGGAUCCUUUCUGCCAUAUUUACAUUACCACAGUUAUUUAUCUUUUCGUACAAACAAAGAUUUGAUGGAGUUUACGACUGCAUGGACAAUUUUGAUUUGCAAAAGCAAUUUUGGACAUUGCAAGCUUACGUUACAUGGAUAUUCAUAUCAGUAUAUGCCGUUCCUUUUGUGAUACUGACCAUAUGCUAUACAAAGAUUUGCCAUGUAGUUUGGGUAAGCGUGAACGCAAAAGAGACACAUAACGCAGUCCAUCGCAAAACACAGUCCAGAAACGGGUCUUCGCGGUAUCACACCGUGGAGACUGUAACAAACCCGAGAGCUCACUCAAAGAAAAUGUCCAAGUCCAAAAUCAAGACUGUAAAACUUACACUUACUGUUGUGAUCUGCUUUAUCGUAUGUUGGGCGCCAUUCUUCAUUACACAGAUGUGGUCAGCGUUUGAUAUGAACGCACCUUACUUCACAAGUCAUAUAAUGGCUAUCGCAACGCUUCUGGCCAGUCUCAACUCUUGUACAAAUCCUUGGAUUUAUCUCGCAUUCUCCAACAAACUGUGCAAUAGAAGAAAACCAACGUCCAUGAAAACCUGGAUGUCAACUGCAAACACAUACAUGUCUGAAACAGAGAGAGAUCAUUUGCGCAUGCGGCAGUUAAAUCCGGAAAAUAUGUCAUUGUCGUUGUCCAGGUCAUUCAAUGACUGAUACUUGACAAGAAUAAUAAAAAUAUUGAUUUAUAAUAAGUUGACACCAUGCUACACACAUUCAACAAGCACAAUACUGAUUAUAUUCCAUCAAAUCAACAUUUGUUUUAUCAUAUGAAUACUAAUUGCUUAAAAUUAUACGUGUUAUUUUCAUGACCAGUUGCUACAUGCUAUUGGGAAAAUUAUUACAUUUAGCUUGGCACAUCAAGCUUACAAUCCGAUGCACAAAGGGAGUUGCAGUUGUUAAGAUUCACAUUUGUUGAUGUUGAUGUUGCUGUGAUGUCGUAGUUUGUACACAUUAAGUGAUUUUUAUUUAGAGCGUUUUGUGUUAAAGCGAUCACUAAGCUUAACUUCAGAUGACAUAUAUGAACAAGCACAUGAAUGCUAGAAAAAAGUAUUGUCUAGAUCUACAUUUGUUAUUUUGGUAUUCAGAGAUGUUUACUUUUUUAUUAGUAAGGAUCUUUAAUUAAUCCUAAAUGGAAAAAGGAACAACCACCAUGAGCUGUAUUUAUUAUCUAUAUAUGUAUACAUAUUGAAUCAAACUUUAUACGUAUUUUUUUUUAUUUUCAAGAGUAACGCUAGGGACAAACAUGUAUUUUACGCUCAUGUGAACAUGUAAUCGGUAUAUAUAAAUAUCUCUACAAGAAUUACAAUUUACAGAACAAUUGUGUUACAACACAUGCUCUAUAGCUUCCACGGUAACACAUUACAAGAGACAAUAUCAUUCUGAAUAUAAAAAAGAUUAUGUAAUAUUUUAAUAAAGAACACACAAGUUCAGCAUGAAUAUCCAAUAAAAAUUCUUGCGAUU